AUGCUCGUACGGGGCUUGGGAUGGCCAGUCCGGCUGCCUGGACUGCUGCUACCCCAACCUGCUCUGUCCCCGCGACGACUGCUACCCUCCGCCUCCUCGCCAGCCUUCUCGCGACGAUUCAGCUUGCACACAGCACAGAGACCCGGACGAUCAAUUGAGACCCGCUAUAAACGACCUAUCAUACCGUCCAGACACCUCGCAACCGCAGCAGCCGCCUCUCGACCACCCUCCUCAUCUCCACCGCACACACCCCGAUCCUCUGGCGACUCAAAACCGCAGCGGAACCUGUUCAACUUGCGACCAUAUCAACAGGAAUGCGUCAACAGCGUGUUGGACGAGCUGAAGAAGGGAGAGUACAGCCGGUUGGGUGUCAGUUCGCCGACAGGCAGCGGCAAAACAGCCAUGUUCACGAACCUCAUUUCGCUCAUCCCGCCGCGGAUACACCCCGUCACUGGCGAACGUGCCGACCAAGUCCUCGUGAUCGUCAACUCGAUCCAGCUCGCGACGCAAACGGGCGAGGCUAUCAGAAGGGCGUAUCCGGAUCUGGUUGUAGACGUCGAACAGGGCGACAGCAGAGGAAGCGGAUUGGGGCAUGUCACCGUCGCGACUUUCCAGACUCUCGCGCGAGACGACUGCGCACGACUCGAGAAGUUCAUUCCGGAGCGGCACAAAGCCGUCAUCAUCGACGAAGCCCACCACGCCGCUUCGCCCUCGUACAUCGAGAUUCUCUCUCGCUUCGACUCGGAGAUCGAGAAGCGCUUCGAGGGCGAGGUCAGCGGGACCGACCCGGAUCCCCUCCCGCUCAAGCUCGACUCGCUCGGAAGAGCACGAGUACCGCUCAUCGCUUUCACCGCGACGUGGGGACGCUCGGACGGAAUCGCGCUUGGCAAGGUGUUUGAGAAGAUCGUCUGGCAUGGCGAGUGGCUGGACAUGAUUCGCGGGAAGUGGCUCUCGCAACUGCAGUUCACCACCAUCCGCCUCGGCGACCGCCUCAACCUCGACGAAGUCGACGUCUCGCGCCAGACGGGCGACUUUGUGCCUUCUAGUCUUGCAAACGCUAUGGACAAGUCUGAGUUCAACAACUUUGCGAUCGAUGCUUGGUUCGAGAAGGCGCAGGACCGCCGCUCGACCCUCAUCUUCGCCGCCUCUGUCCCGCACUCGGUCAAUCUCGCCAACGCCUUCCGCGAGCGCGGCAUCGACGCUCGCUUCGUCUCGAUGGCUACCAAGCAGGCGGAUCGGGCUGAGCUGUACCGCGCUUUCAGGGCCGGCGAGUAUCCGGUGCUCAUCAAUUACGGGAUCUUGACGGAAGGAGCCGACUUUCCCGAGAUCGACUGCGUCCUCCUCGCACGCCCGACCAAAUCGCAAAACCUCUUCCUUCAGAUGAUUGGUCGCGGCUUGCGGCUCUCGCCUCACACAGACAAGAAGGACUGCCUGAUCAUCGACUUGCUCGGUUCGGCGGAGAGGAGCGGCGGGAUGAUGUGCACGCCGACGCUGUUUGGGCUGGACCCGGAUACUGAGAUCAUCGGCAAGUCGACGGAGGAAUUGGAGGAGAUGGACAAGGAGGAAGAGGAGGGCGAGGAGAAGGAAGAGGAGGAGAAGAGUCCCGUCCGCCGACUCCACUCGAUCCAGUACCAGCACUUCACGACCGCCUUCGACCUCGUCGAGCACCUCGCCAACCCGCGUGACCCGAAGACGGGCGAGAACGUCACUCCCGAAAUGCGGCGCUGGACAGGCGAAGGCGGCAACUCGGUCGCUCGGCUGUCACGCAACGCCUGGGUCGGCUGCGGCAACAACGUGUUCAUCCUGCAGCUCAUGAACAGCGGGUGGGUCAAGAUGUCGCCGCAUCCGGAGCACGGGUUCAUGGCGCAGAUCUUCCGCUCGUUCCCGAACGUCGGCGAGCGCAAGUCGCAGGCCGUCUUUAGCCAAACCAUCGCGACCGGCUACUCGCCACGCGAGUGCCUCCUCAAGGCCGACACGUACCUCAAGAACCACCGCACGUUCAAGACGUACGGUCUUGGGCGGUACGCCAAGUGGCGGUCAGGCGAGGCGACCGACCGGCAGAAGGAGAUGAUCAUCAACCGCCUCAUCCCAAAGAAGGAUCGCGAGAACGGCAAGACGACGAUCUCGGGCGUCUGGGUCGGCAAGCCCAUGGACGUCGAGGUCGACAUCAUGCGGCCGGGCGGUCUCACGAAGGGCCAGGCGAGCGACAUCAUCUCGCGCUGCAGACACGGCGCGAUUGCGCACUGGAAACGGACGCAGUCUACGAUCAAGAAGGAGGAGCGGCAGGUCACCUCGGAGCGGAAGAAGGCUGAGCAGGAACGGAUCAAGGUCGAGAACAAGGCGGAGAGGGAGCGAGCGGCGGCGCAGAAGAAGGCGGACCAGCUGAUUGCGACGGUUCGCGCGCGGAGGACGCGCAAGGAGGAGGCGGCAGCGGCAGCGGGCGAGGCGGUGGACGGGGAAGAUGUCGAAGGGAAGCCGAAGCGGCGAAAGUCGCGCAAGAAGGCAGGCGAGGACGCGAGUGGGCAAGAGGGCGUUGAAGCAGGGGAGGAGAAGCCGAAGAGGCGGCGCACUCGCAAGAAGGUGAACGAGGACGACGCAGAGGGCGAGGUCGACGGGGAGGCUAGUGAGGAGAAGCCGAAGAAGCGGCGGACGCGCAAGGAGGCGGACGAGGAGUUCGUCGAGUCGCCUUAG
This is a messenger RNA of Rhodotorula toruloides NP11, 2691 nucleotides long. Its product is annotated as UvrABC complex, subunit B. NCBI's taxonomy places the organism in Eukaryota, Fungi, Basidiomycota, Microbotryomycetes, Sporidiobolales, Sporidiobolaceae. The transcript has 9 exons. The coding region runs from base 1 to 2691 and encodes 896 amino acids. Gene Ontology annotation, molecular function: ATP binding; hydrolase activity; DNA binding. The record is from RefSeq and is a predicted model, not a curated record.